GUUUAUUUUGCCAGCCGCACCCUCUGUCAAAAACAAAAAGAAUUUAUAUUGGAUUAAAAUCAUAAAAUGGUGACCGAAGUUCGGAUUGUUAAAUAACCAUGUCUAUUGCGACUCGUUCUAAUUCUGCUGUGUACAAACGAGCUGAGCAACUAAAGAGAUGGGAAGAAUCGGACACAAAUCGAGAGCCAGUGUCUCCGAAAACGAAAUCGCGUAGAAUAAAGUUCUCUUCAGGUUGUGUAUUUCUUGCAGCAUGUGCCGCUGGUGAUAAAGAUGAAGUUCUCAAAUUAUUGGAAAAGGGGGCUGACAUUAAUACGGCUAAUGUUGAUGGAUUAACGGCGUUGCACCAGGCAUGUAUAGAUGACAAUUUGGAUAUGGUAGAGUUUCUAGUAGAACAUGGUGCCGAUGUAAACAGAGGUGACAACGAGGGUUGGACACCCCUCCAUGCCACCUCUAGUUGCGGGUUCCUCUAUAUCGCCAAAUAUCUUAUUGAGAAGGGUGCUAAUGUUGCAGCAGUCAACAAUGAUGGGGAAUUGGCUAUUGAUAUUGCUGAAAGUCAAAAAAUGGAGGAUUUCCUAAAGGAAGAAAUUAACAAGAGAGGUAUCAACUGUGAACAGGCUAGAAGUGAAGAAGAAAGAAUAAUGCUUGAAGAUGCCAAAGAAUGGUUAGCAACUAAAAGUUCCUUAGUAAAUCAGUCACAUCCAAAAGAUGGAGCCACACCUUUACAUGUAGCUUCUGCUAAAGGUUAUACAGAUGUAAUAAAAGUCUUGCUUCAAUGUGGAGCAGAUUUGGAUGCCCAAGAUGUAGAUGGUUGGACACCAUUGCAUGCGGCUGUUCACUGGGGACAAAAAGAAGUGUGUCAACUAUUAGCAGAGAAUUUAGCAGACAUGGAUACCAAGAACUAUGUGGGCCAAACUCCAUUCGAUUUGGCAGACACUGAUGUAUUCAGGUACUUUUUGGAAGAUCUGAAAAAGAAACAGAACAAAGAAGACAUAAUGAUGAGGCGACAAGCAAAGAAAAGGUUCGACCUGCAGGACAGAAUAAUUGAGACUGAAACACCCACCAAGGUUAAGAAGGUGGAAGUAGAGAUUACGGAGCCCAUUGAGAAAGUGAAUGAUAAUAUUGAAAUGGAAAUAUCAGAUGAUAGUGAUAGUGAAACAGAGACAGAAACUGAAAGCAGUUCUACGGAAUCAAACAGUUCCUGCUCAGAUGAUGAGAAAAAAAAUAAAAUGAACUCAUUGUUGAUAGACGCUGAAAGGAACAUUGCGACAACGAAUAAAGAACAGGUAAAGAUUCAUGCGCCGAAUCCGCCCAACACGUUGGAUCUCAACCUCGAAAAUACAUCUUGGAGGAAACAAUUCAACAAAGACAUCAAGACGGAAAGUCCUAGUCCAGUGAAAAGUCCAGUGAGCAAAACUUUAUCGGAUGCUGACUAUGAAAACGAAGUUACUUUAAGAAGAGCCCACAGCUUCCAGACUGAUAAAGAGUUUUACACGAAAUAUAUGGCGCUGCAUGCUCGCAUUGAAGCAAAUAAAAAAAAGGCUUCACUUAUUCCUUACACCGCAAGACCUCAAUCAAACAUAAUAAUGCCUACUCACUUAAAAUCUCUGCAGUUCAACAGGUCUAAAACAGAAGAUACCAAACCUGGUGCUAUUACCACCUCGAUAAACACAAGUACCACAACUUCUCCUUCAAAAACAUCACCAACACCACCUGUACCAAACAAUCAGCCUGUCAGAAGCGAUUUGAAAUUAUCUACUGGCUCGAAGGAAUCUCUCAACGUAAGCAAUCCUGCACCUACCACUCCGACAUCCCCAGGAGGAACCAGAUUUCAAGCUUUUAAAAAUUUCUUCAAAUCUUUCGUUCCGCCCGUUCGUGACGAAGAAAGCGAAACGCAGAGGAAGGCACACGCUAAACGUGUGCGGGAAACCAGACGCUCAACACAGGGCGUCACUUUGGAAGAAAUCAAAUCGGCCGAGCAGUUCGUGAAGAAUAAGAAUCAGUCGAUAACGCAGGAGCCAGGAAACUCGGGCGCUAACGGCGAUUCAUUAUCAUCAUCGCAAUCAUCUCCUAAUGGGGUGAGCGUAACCGCUACAAUAACGACAGCAACGCCAACCGUUAUUGCCCCCAAGGAGUGUAGUUCAGAUGACCCGGUACCGAUUAUUCAAGAACGAAGGCCGUCUUGGAGGUUGAGGGUCGAUAACGGUAGCAGUAAGUUUAAACUUGAAGAUGCUUCGAAACCACCAGAAGCACCUAGCACUCCGUCCUUUAUGCGCAGAACUAUCAAUCCAAACACGAAUCCUAGGCCUUCUUCAGCGCCACCUAUCGAUUCUGCGGAAACUACCAUCACACUAUCGUUGAGGAAGCCUAAAGUACAAGAAGAAAAAGAACAAGAUAAAGAAAAUGAAUUGAGAAACGCUCAACAAGCAACAUUAGCAACACAGGCAGCUAUACAGAGAAGAAGGAGGCCAAAGAGAAGAUCAACAGGAGUAGUGCAGUUUGAUGUUGAAGACUUGGAUCAAGACAAAGAACCUACAGCUGGAGGCGAUUUUGAAUCGAAUCCUGCAGUAAACCACGAGAGUGGUACAGAAAGGUCAAGUCGAUCGCGCCUAGGAAGCACGUCAGAUAUAAGAAAUGAAAACGGUGAGAUUGACUACAAAAAACUGUACGAACAAGCCAUCGUAGAAAACGAUAGAUUGAAGGAGAAACUGAGGAAGUCUGAGGAAGAACUCCGAGAAACAAAACAGACCUUAGAAAAAUUGAAUUUAGUGACUAGUAAAAACUCCUUAUCGGAGUUAGAAAAAAGGGAGAAGAGAUCGAUGGAAAGGAAAUUAAGUGAAAUGGAGGAAGAAUUAAAGCAAUUACAAAAAUUGAAAUCGGAAAACGAGCGGCUGAAGGCCGACAACAAGUCGUUAACACGGGUCAUCAAUAAACUCACAGAGUCUGCAAGAAAAUAGCAUUUGGAUGUCUUGAAAACCGAAAACCAGAGGUUAAAAGACGAGAAUGGAGCGUUAAUAAGGGUUAUAAGUAAGUUGUCUAAAUAACACAGACUACAUACUAUUUAGUUUCUAUUUUUCCAAUUUCUAUUUAUAUGCCAAGACUUUUCUGUUACACGUUUUCUUCCUUGUUAUAGUAAUUUAGUGUUAUUGUUUUAUUCCUUAAUUUAUUGAUAUUUUUAUUAUUUAAUCAUAUGCAUUUGUCCAAAAAAAUAUAAAAAUGACCAUAUCGAACAGCAAGUGAAUUCAAUGCACUGAUGAACAUACGUCCAAACAAAAUUAAUUUUUGUUCUGUUGGGUUUGAAUUCACCUGUGAACACCUUCUUUCUAUACCUUUGUAUGUUUUUGUUUCUUCUGAGGCAACCUCUUAGAGGUACGGUUUGUUAUUUCUGUGUGUUAAGCUGACAGUAGUUUUUGAUUUUCAUGAUUUGCUUUUUGUGGAUUUCGAACUGAUUGAGAAAUAUUUUGGUGCUCCGUUGAAUUUUCAAGGUCAUUUUCAUAUUGCCAUGUGUUUCCUUGAGAAAACAAAAAAUAAUAAUGAAUUAUUUUUUCCUUUUUCAUCCAAUUGGAAUUUGAAAUGCCCAUAUAUUAAAUAAACAGCGGAUACUUCAUGUAUCGAUAAAACGCAUGAAAAUUUGUAGGUAUUGUAUAUUGAAUAAAACUUUAAUAUAUUUUAGAAACGAUUUAACUGUUAAGUAUUCAUUUCAUUGUUGUGAUUACGAAAAUUUUUCAAUAUUGUUGUGAAAAUUGUACAUUGUUUUAGUUUUAAGUACCGCUUCAUGUCCGAUUUUAAUUAAUUGUAUUAACAAAAUAUGACAAUUUUAUUCAGUCACAAGAUCCACUGAAUCAAUGACAAUAUUGGAUAAGUAUUGUUUUGAUUUAAUUAAAUCGAAAAACGAAAACUCGACUUAUUUCAUUACCCCUUUUCAGAAACUGACAUCAUAUUCGUUAUUUAUUCAGUGGUGAGAUCGACAUAAUCGGAAAUCUAGUCUUGUCGCGACAAAAAUAAUCAAAAACAAUAAGAGAACUUUUCAUUUCACUUCAUUAGCGAAAAGGUGCUAUUAUGAAAAUAAUGUAAUUUGUUUUAUGACGAAUGAUAAUAACUUUCAGUUUGUGUUUACACCUUUUCUUUGUUAUGAUUGACAGAGAGGAGUUAAAUUCAAUCAGCGCUUUUUUCUCUUGUUCAUAUAUAAAUGAUUUUCAAACUAAUUGUUGGAAAAUCCUUGAAGAUAUCCUCGCAUUAUUUAAUGCUCAUUUAUUUAUUUCAGUUUUCAUUUCCACAUAUAAAUUUGCAUUUUAGCAUAAUUCCAUCGAACUUGUGCCUUGCUUUUAAUGUAUUCACGAAAAAUAUUAUAGUUAUUUAAUUUAUUUUCUGUACCAUUUAGAUCCUGUUAGUUACUGUGAAUAGUGAUUUUAUAUUCUAGUAAAUUCUUCGAUAGAA
Molecule: messenger RNA, 4434 nt
Organism: Coccinella septempunctata (seven-spotted ladybird)
Lineage: Eukaryota; Metazoa; Arthropoda; Insecta; Coleoptera; Coccinellidae
Gene: Mbs
Product: protein phosphatase 1 regulatory subunit 12B
Exons: 20
Coding region: 99-2954 (951 amino acids)
Cellular component (GO): cytoplasm
Molecular function (GO): phosphatase regulator activity; protein kinase binding; enzyme inhibitor activity
Source: RefSeq, a predicted model, not a curated record